AGAUGGAAAGAAACGACAGAGUAUGACAUUUGUUGCAGCCAUCGCCAAAAGGCAGUGAAAAUUUCAAUCGAUGAAACAAGUAAAGCUUAAUUUUUGUUAAAAUGUUUCAUUUUCCUCAUCAAAAUUUGUUGUGAAUCGAAAAUAUCAGUCUUCAAGUGUUGAAUAAAAGUUAUGGAUAAAAGUAAAUCACCAGUUCGCCGCGCUAAACGGCAAUCUAAAGUCGUGGAAGAAAAUUUUUGGGACUGCAGUGUCUGCACUUAUCGGAAUACAGCCGAAGCGUUCAAGUGCUUGAUGUGCGACGUACGAAAAGUAUACUCGGUUCCAGGCACGUCGACCCGAAAACCUCGCCUCAACUCAGCCCUGGUGGCCCAGCAGGCAGCAACACAGGCCUUUCCCGGCGCCUCAGGUACUCCAGCUCCGAACUCCAAAUCACCCGGAAGCAAAACAUCACGGCAUAAAAACAAACGAUCCAAAUACCCUGCUCGAUUGAAAAACAUUGAUCGAUCCAGUGGCCAAACGCGGGAGGUCACCGUCAAUUCGGUUACCGUUGUCAUCACCGAGUACAAACCGAAAACCACAGUGAGUCGACACGACUCGAGCGAAAGCUUUAGUGAAAGUAAUGAUUCGAGAAGUUAGAUAAAUUGCUACUAAUAACAGAAUAUUCCCUAUUGCGAAUGUACACAGUUUUAACUAUUGAACCGAACUUGAAUGAUAGUUUAGCAAUCACUACGCAUGAAUUUUGUGAAUAAUAGUUUGUAACUGCUCAACUUUGUUUGAUUUUGUAUUAUUUAUUCCAAAUGUUACUUCCAACUGUUACAAUGAAUUGAUUCAUAUCGACAGUGCUUUUGUGUUACUUACUCUUAAAAGUAUUCUAUAAAUCCUAUACGGAAUUUCAUUAAACACUUCCAAACAAUGAUAUUAAAUUACCAUCAACUAAUAAUCACAGAUUGUAUUAGACAUAAGAAUGUACUGAGUAUAAUGUAAAUUUUUUAUAGGCUUAGGUAACAUUUAACUUAGACAUUUCAAUUGAAAAUCAUUUCAUGUAAACUCAUAAUUGUUUCUAUUAGUAAUGUUACAGUAGUUGAUUUUUGUUUAACUAAACCUUGUACUAUGAUAACAGCAUAGCAUAAGGUUGAUCGCGUAAUGUAAUAGUGAAAACUGCCACAAGUUUCUGAAACCACACAAUUCACAAUGUUUUUAGAAAACCCGAAUACAAAAUGGUAGUUUUUAAGCUUAUCGCGAUAAAUCUCUAAGCUUCAGACGCAUCUCACAAGAGCAGACAAAUAAUUCCAUGAAUGGAAGAAGAAGUGAGAAAGGCUGUCGAACGACAAUGCAUUUAUUUUUAAAUGAAAAAUGGAAAAAUAAAUACAGCUAUCCAUCGAAUAUAUUAAUAUAAAGAAGUCGUAAGCAAAGAAAAAAACAAAUAUUGUCGAAGGCAAGAUAAUAUUCACAACAAAGUCUGAUAAAUCCGUCAGAAAAGAAAUUUGUGUAGUGAGCUAGAUUGAAUACCUAAAUUCUUAUUCGUUGAGAUGAUGAACUGAGUAAAGUCUAGCCAUGUAAACAAAUAAAUUGAUAUAGUAAUUCA
Molecule: messenger RNA, 1585 nt
Organism: Uranotaenia lowii
Lineage: Eukaryota; Metazoa; Arthropoda; Insecta; Diptera; Culicidae
Gene: RYBP
Product: YY1-associated factor 2
Exons: 2
Coding region: 172-636 (154 amino acids)
Biological process (GO): positive regulation of DNA-templated transcription
Cellular component (GO): nucleus
Molecular function (GO): transcription coregulator activity; DNA binding
Source: RefSeq, a predicted model, not a curated record